GGUAGAGAACCAUUCUCGUCACACAGACGGAUCUGUUUCGAUUGCUACAGCCUUGACAGACUGAAUCCCAGCCUUUUUUUUUCUUAUACAGGAACUCCUUUAGCAGUUGUCAACAGGCUGAAAAGAGCGAGAUACGCGCACGUACCCGAGAUUGAUCGCGGAUUGAAGCAGUGAUCCUACACCUAGCUGCGAAGCCGUUGACAGAGUGCAGUGCAACUUCAAUCCUGUUCGGUCUGGGAAAAAUGAACCCUGGAUGCGCAGAUAGUUGAGAGCCAUGAUUCGGGUCACCCCUCUGUGGCCCCGUGUGGACACCGCGGCCAGGGAGACCGAGUGCCACUGAAGUCUGGAGGGCGUGACGCAUCACUGCGAUGACCAGCCGGGGCGGAGGGCAUGCACGCGCUCCGGGUCCCUCGUCCCCGCGGCCAGCCGCUGCGCCCAGGCUGCAGGUCCAGCGCUCACAGUCGCGGGAGACGGUUACCGUCCACUUCUCCGCCCUGGGGAAGGAGGAAGAGGAGGAGGAAGAGGAGCUGUAUGCCGUCGCUGCCACCUCGCUGCAGGGGGCAGAGGCGGAGUUUGAAGACCAGAGCGUGGUGACCGCUGAGGAGGCCAGCGAGGACCUGUUCGAGGGACGGGGCCUAGACUCUGUGUCCGUGGCAGUGGAGCUUUCGGAAUCCUCUAGCAUCCCGACGCCAGUGCCAAGCCUUCAUCAGGCUGCUUCUCAUGCCCCCAGCCCCGCCCCUUCCUCUUCCUCCCACCCUGCCUCCUCCAGCUCCUCCCCCUCCAGGACCCCGCCCUCGAAGCCCUUCAUGAGCCUGGUGAAGUCCCUCUCGGUGGAGGUGGAGCCCCGGGAGGGCAUGCCUGCGCCCCCCACCAUGCGGCACCGCCACCUGAUGCGGACGCUGGUGAAGUCGCUGUCCACCGAUGCCUCCCGGCAGGACCCGGAGCCUGCCCCGCACCGCGGCACCGACCACUCCCGCCUCAACCUGCAGCUCUUCAAGCAGUUCGCCCAGCCCCGCAUCACCGCGACGGCCGCCGCCACCGUCGCCGGCGACUCCAAGACCGCGCCCUCCUCGCCGCUCACCUCCCCGGACGGGCGCUCCUUCUUCAAGGUGCAGGAGGUGGAGGCGCGGCUGGAGGACACCAGGAGAAGGCUCUCGGAGGUCAUGUACGAGCCCCUGCAGCUGCUCAGCAAGUUCAUAGGCGAUGAGGGCGGGGCUUCCGGCGGCCCCGCCCACCGGCCCAAGGCCCUGUCUUCCAGCGCAUCCGAGCUCACCAGCCUAGCCGGCCUCAACGGCCACCUGGAGAGCAACAACAACUACAGCAUCAAGGAGGAGGAGGACUGCUCGGAGGGCGAGGGCGAGGGCUCACCGGGUGGCUCCGCCUCGAAGGCCGGGUCGCCCUGGAGCCCCGGGUCACCGCGGAGUGCCCGGUCGCCCCCGCUGGCGCUGGAGAGGUGCUCCAUGUUGGCGCUGGCCAGGCAGGAGGACGAAGAGUUCUACGAGCUCCACAGCGAGGACUUCGACGUCCGCGAGGACGGGGACGGAGAUGGGCGCGGAGCUGUGGCCCGCCGGCCUCGCUUGCCACAGGAGGAGAGCGGCAUGGAGAUGGAGGAGGAGAUAGAGGAGGAGACGCCCAGCGUCCCCCAUUGGACACUUUUCGUCCUGACCACUCUGCUCUAUGGCUGUUUCGUCCUGCCCCUCCCCGCCUACGUCAGUGCGGUCCUGAUGGGCGUGGCCGCCGGCUUCAUGCUGGCCAUGCUCUUCGUGUGGUUGGCCGCGCCCAGGCGUGGCUCGGCGCGGGGCAGAGGCAAGGCGGAGCUGUGGAACGUGGCACACCUGGACAUUCAGGAGCCGGGCAUCUUCAAGGGCUGGAUGAACGAGAUCUGCAACUACGACCCGGAGACGUACCAUGCCACCCUGACGCACUCUGUCUUCGUGCGCCUGGAGGGCUCCACCCUGCGGCUGUCCAGGCCCAACCGCAACAUCGCCCGGCGGGCCUCCUUCAACGAGCCCAAGCCCGACGUCACCUACGUCAGCCAGAAGAUCUACGACCUGACCGACAGCAAGAUCUCAUUGGUGCCCCAGAGCCUGGCCAGGAAGAGAGUGUGGAACAAGAAGUAUCCCAUCCGUAUCGAGCUGGGCAGGCAGGACGACUUCAUGUCCAAGACGCAGCCCGGCAAGGGUGGGGCCGAGGACGACAAGGUGGGGGCAGGAGAGAGAGGGGAGGCGCUCGGGGGAGCCGAGGAGCCCAGGAGAUCCUGUGGGAUGCCUGAGCAGGGGCGGGGUCCAGCGUCCCGGGAGCAAAUACUGUUCCUGUUCGGACGGACGGGGCGAGAGAAGGAGGAGUGGUUCCGGAGAAUCUCACUGGCAUCGAAACUCAAAUCAGAGAACAGGAAGCCCUCCAGCCUCCCAGGAAGUAGGAGUGCAUUCCUGCCCUCCCACAGUCGCAGCAGCAGCCAAUCAGGGGGCCUGUCCCACAGCCGCAGCAGCAGCAGGAGCAGCCUGGAUGAACUGCUGAUGAUGUCACAGCCCCGGCAGAAGGAGCUGACAAGCAGCGUGAAGCAGAAGAUGCUGCUGGACUACAGCGUCUACAUGGCCAAAUACGUGCCGCCCCAGCCGGGCUCCCCCUGCAACAGCCCCAUCAACAGUGCCGAGAGCAGCCCAGGAGCCAGCAAGAAGUUGCCAAGCAGCCCGAGAGAGGAGGCGGAGCCAGAGGCCUGGGUCAACGCCUUAUUGGGCCGAAUCUUCUGGGACUUCCUGGGGGAGAAGUACUGGGCCAACAUGGUGUCCAAGAAGAUCCAGAUGAAGCUCAGUAAAAUCAGGUUGCCAUACUUCAUGAACGAGCUGACCCUGACGGAGCUGGACAUGGGUGUGGCCAUUCCCAAGAUCCUGCAGGCGUCCAAACCCUCAGUGGACCACCAAGGCUUGUGGUUCGACCUGGACAUCUCCUACAACGGCUCAUUCCUCAUGACCCUGGAGACCAAGAUGAACCUGGCCCGGCUCGGCAAGGAGGGGGAGGGUCUGCGGUUCGGCGAAGCCGGCAAGGACGGACCCAGACCGCGGACGUACUGCCUGGCAGACAGCGAUGAGGAGUCAUCCAGCGCGGGGUCGUCGGACGAAGAGGACCCACCCGAAAUCCCCGCUGAAAAGAACCUGCUACCUGGGGCAGAGGGUUACGUCGGGGGACACAGGCCCAGUAAGAUCAUGCGCUUUGUGGACAAGAUCACCAAGUCCAAGUACUUCCAGAAGGCCACAGAGACGGAGUUCAUCAAGAAGAAGAUGGAGGAGGUGUCCAACACACCCCUGCUGCUGACGGUGGAGGUGCAGGAGUGCUGCGGGAAGCUGGCGGUCAAUAUCCCCCCUCCCCCCACGGACAGGAUAUGGUACGGCUUCAGGACUCCUCCCCACCUGGAGCUGAAGGCCCGCCCCAAACUGGGGGAACGGGAGGUGACGCUGGUGCACGUGACAGACUGGAUUGAGAAGAAACUGGAGCAGGAGUUUCAGAAAAUAUUUGUCAUGCCAAACAUGGACGAUGUUUGGCUUCCCAUCAUGCACUCCGCCAUGGACGCACGUUCCAAUGCCAGCUCGGUCGCCAUGACGACAGACACCCCAAAGGAGUUGGAGGGGCCAACUCAGAGUGACAUGUGAAGACCUGACCCGCCCACAGUAUUAAGGGAGGAGAGAGGUCAUCCCCUAAGCUACGUGAGAGGGACCAGAGGCCUCAUCCCCCCUAAACCACUGGUGCCACAUUCCUGCUGGUGGGGCCGUGUGUCAGGCCGAGUGCCUGGUGACCGCCCCCUCGCUCUCUCUCCGGGCGAGCAAGACCAAGCGGCUCUUGCCACCAAGUGAAGGACAAAAAAAAAGACAAAGAAGACACUGGCAUGGCUCUCUCUAAGCUGUGAGAUAGGAAAACAUGGACUUUGAAACGUGCAAUGUCAUUGUGUCCGGUAAUGAAGGGAAACAGAAUGGGGGGGUUGAGGGGUGUCUGUCUGUGAGACACCUGGCACAUGCAUUCACCUGUCACCUUAUGUCCUGAGAAGAGCUGGAGGGGUUAACGGAGCCAUUCGGGAUAGAGAACUCCUAUUCAAAAAGAGGAGAACGUGUAGCUGAAGCCGCUUUGGUGUUGGGGACGCAGGGAAAAAGAGGUGGUUGCUGCCAGUGUGUUAAACGUACUCUUUAAGGGCCCGCACUGUGGAACUGGGGCAGCAGCCCUGACAAGCAGUAUCUGACAAAUAAGACUAACACGCUAAAGGCAUUCAGAGGGGGCAUCAGAGUUUGUCACUCCUGAACACUACGCUGCCUGUGCUUCUGAGGAGCUGAGCGCCCCCUGCUGUGGGGAUGGGGGACUGCAGGAGCGCGGCAUCCCUCAUAACACCUGAGAGUACCUUGUGCGUGUGUGCUUGAGUGUGUACAUGUGCUUGUGCUUGAGUGUGUGAGUGUGUGUGUGUAUAUAUGCGUGUUUGCUUGCGUGCUCGGGCGUGUCAGGUGUCCAUAUGAUUGUCUGUGUAACCUUUAGCAUCCGACACACACUCGAGCACGCUUCAGCCACUAAUGCAGGCUUGUCCUAAGACGCAGCCAGUCUGCUAGCUCACCCCCUCCACACACACACACACACACACAGUAUUGCCUGAGCCAUCGCUGUACCAUUGCAAUAUGCAAACUGACUGAUCUGAUCAGCGCCACUGUGUCCCUAAACCCCAGCACCACUGUGCUGCUGCCCAAAACCAGCUACACCCACACACUAAAAGCGCUCUUACUGACAUAGGCAAAUGUAAAUUAGUAAGCAGGCAGCUUUCAAGAGGUAGGCCGUGUGUGCUCUGCCCACCAACAGGCUAUCAAGAUGCACUGUAUAACUGCAGAAAAACCCAGUGUGUUCAUCACUAAGCUGUGUAUGGCUAAAAAAGAUGUAUAUAGAGGCCUUUUAAUGAAUGUAUGAUUAUUCCUUAGCCAUUUAAAUGUGCAGUUUCUAAAUGCAGAUCUUAAUCAAAGGUGUAAAUGACAGAGAUGGUGAUUGGGGGGGGGAAACAGUUUGUCUGUGAGAUUGAGAUUAUGUGGAUUUUUUUGUAUGAAUACCCUUCAUAUAGAUGUGAAAUGGCCGUCAGAUUGGCAAUAUUAUUCCCACACUUUUCUGAAGGCAGUUCAAUCCUCUGCAGAAUCCCUUCCUGUCACAGCAUGUAGAUCAGGUGUCAUACGGCUUCACUCUCACCCACAGAUGAUUCUCACAAUUGAGCAGCCAGUGACUUUAAAAGAGCCAUAAUUGAGACAUUAGCCAUAUUACACAAAUCACCUUCACAGUGAGCCAUGGAGAAAAGGCAAUCUAUGCCUCUCUGAUUUUUUUUUUUUUUAAUGAAGCCAAACCAUUCCUUGUACAAAGGGUACCAAACUAUCCGGAUUACUGUGCAGAGAGGAAAGGCAUAAUCCAGCAUCGUGGAUACCAGUGUCGUACUCUGAAAAACU
Molecule: messenger RNA, 5456 nt
Organism: Megalops cyprinoides (Indo-Pacific tarpon)
Lineage: Eukaryota; Metazoa; Chordata; Actinopteri; Elopiformes; Megalopidae
Product: testis-expressed protein 2-like
Exons: 13
Coding region: 369-3647 (1092 amino acids)
Cellular component (GO): endoplasmic reticulum
Molecular function (GO): lipid binding
Source: RefSeq, a predicted model, not a curated record